AUGGGAGAUUGGAAUUUCCUGGGGGGCAUUUUGGAGGAGGUGCACAUCCACUCCACCAUGGUGGGCAAGAUCUGGCUGACCAUCCUCUUCAUCUUCCGCAUGCUGGUCCUAGGGGUGGCCACAGAGGACGUGUGGAACGACGAGCAGGCCGACUUCGUCUGCAACACGGAGCAGCCUGGCUGCCGCAACGUCUGCUACGACCGUGCCUUCCCCAUCUCCCUCAUCCGCUACUGGGUGCUGCAGGUCAUCUUCGUCUCGUCACCUUCGCUCGUCUACAUGGGCCACGCCAUCUACAAGCUGCGGGUGCUGGAGAAGGAGCGCCACUACAAGCGCGUGGCGCUGCGCCGCGAGCUGGAGGCGGUCGACGCCGAGCUGACGGAGGUGCGCAAGCGGAUCGAGCGCGAGCUCCGGCAGCUGGAGACGGGCAAGCUCAACAAGGCGCCGCUGCGCGGCUCGCUGCUGCGCACCUACGUGGCGCACAUCCUCACGCGCUCCGUGCUGGAGGUGGGCUUCAUGACGGGCCAGUACGUGCUCUACGGCCACCACCUGGAGCCGCUGUUCAAGUGCGAGCGCGAGCCCUGCCCCAACGCCGUCGACUGCUUCGUGUCGCGGCCCACCGAGAAGAGCGUCUUCAUGGUGUUCAUGCAGGGCAUCGCCGCCGUCUCGCUCUUCCUCAGCCUGCUGGAGAUGAUGCACCUGGGCUACAAGAAGCUGAAGAAGGGCAUCCUGGGGUACUACCCCAACGUCAAGGACGAGGCGGACGACUACUACGGCAACAAAAAGAACUCGGUGGUGCACACGGUGUGCAUGAGCUCGGGGGGGCGCAAGGCCACCAUCCCCACGACGACCAGCGGGUACACGCUGCUGCUGGAGAAACAGGGCAACGGCCCCACCUACCCCAUCCUCAACGCCACCUCCGCCUUUGUGCCCAUCCAGGGCAACCCUGUGGGGCAGCCCGGCCUAGACAUUCACAAGGACCCGAAAGAUGUGGUGCUGAGCCCCAUGGAGCACAACAGCAACUCCAACAACACCAGCAGCGAGACGCGGUCCCCUCCGCACGAGCCACAGGAGGAGCACCACCAUCCGCACCUCCUCCACCCCCGCGCCGAGGACCUGGAGCUGGCCAGCUCGGAGUACCCGACGCUACCCGCGGCGGCGGUGGCGGCAGGCGACCCAGCGGCCUCGUGCGCCGUCUUCACGCUGGCGCGAAAGCCGCGGCGCGUCAGCGCCCCGUGGACCUGCAGCACGGUGGUGGAGGGCCGGGCCUCGGACAGCGGCUCGGGCUCGGACUCGGCGCGCGGCGUCGGCAUGAAGCCCCGCUGCAGCUUCGCCUCCAGCCGCGCGCGCGCCUUCUCCAAGCCCGACCUGAAGCGCCUCACCAGGCCCGGGAGCCCCGACUCUCUGGGCGGCCUGAGCCUGGAGUCUCAGCACAGCCACGGCGCCGAGCGGGGCAGCGGCAGCGACGCCGCUUUCUCGCCCGAUCGUCGCAUGUCAUUGGCAAGUAGCGCCAGCAGCAGGCGAGCCGCGACUGACCUGCAGAUCUAA
This is a messenger RNA of Sardina pilchardus (European sardine), 1545 nucleotides long. Its product is annotated as gap junction alpha-9 protein-like. The transcript has 2 exons. Gene Ontology annotation, cellular component: connexin complex. The record is from RefSeq and is a predicted model, not a curated record. The coding region runs from base 1 to 1545 and encodes 514 amino acids. Gene Ontology annotation, molecular function: gap junction channel activity. Lineage: Eukaryota; Metazoa; Chordata; Actinopteri; Clupeiformes; Clupeidae. Gene Ontology annotation, biological process: cell-cell signaling.